Molecule: messenger RNA, 971 nt
Organism: Prunus avium (sweet cherry)
Lineage: Eukaryota; Viridiplantae; Streptophyta; Magnoliopsida; Rosales; Rosaceae
Product: succinate dehydrogenase subunit 6, mitochondrial
Cellular component (GO): respiratory chain complex II (succinate dehydrogenase)
Source: RefSeq, a predicted model, not a curated record
UUUUAUCUGUACAGUAUUGUAUCUCUAGCCGUUAGAUUAAUCUCCCCUUAAAUCAGAACCCCAGCCCCUCCCAAACCCAUACCCCAGACAGCCAUUCUUCCACCCCUCACCUCGUCACAACCACCCGUCCCUGCCACGCAUUAUAGCGUCGCGUUUAUAUCACCAGAUGGACAAGGUCAGGAUAGAAGAGGUUCAUUCCACUGCUAAGAAGCAGGGCAUAGCCGCUCAUACCCACAUCAAGGGCCUUGGUCUUGAGUAUUGGAAGGGUUACAAGGAUUUCUGGUGCGAAAGGUUCUCCUUCCUCAGCAACUACUCGAAGUUCAUCAAGCGCGAUAAACCUCUUCCACCUUGGUCUGUGUCUGAUGUCGAAGCUUUCAUUGCUUUUGACCUUGUUCAUGGCCCCGCUCUGAAGACUGCUAGGGAAGCAGUGAACUUUGGUCUUACAGGAAGUGUUAUUGGAGCAGUAUCAACUGCUGGCUUUACGUGGAAAUAUUCUAGGAGUUUGCAUGGUGCUGGACUAUCCUUUCUAGCUGGAGGUGUUUUUGGUUGGACAUUUGGACAGGAAAUUGCAAACCACUGGCUGCAACUUUACAGGUUGGACACGUUGGCUGCACAAACUAAGUUCCUGAACUGGUGGGAAGACAAGAAUGAGAGACGGUCUUAAACUUGGGUCGCUCGUUGGAAGCAAUAUAAUAACUGAUGCUCCAGUUCUACAAUAAGAAUCAAACAUAGUUGUGUUUGAUAAAAGGUUGUACUUUACCUUUAUGCUGGAUUGUUUUUAAUUUGGGCUUUAGGAAUUAUCUGUUACUUUCUCAGAAUCAAUCUGAUGAAAUUGCGAUGUUGUGAUCUUUUUUGAGCUGUUAUUUUGUUUAACAGUUUGAACUCUGUGAAUUGUGAUGAAUUUUUAUGGGGGCUGAAAAUAACGCUGCAUUUGGUGAUGAAAUUUAGAUGUUAUGGGAGACGUUAUUCUG